Messenger RNA from Aspergillus clavatus NRRL 1, 762 nucleotides. RefSeq names its product SDR family NAD(P)-dependent oxidoreductase. The record is from RefSeq and is a predicted model, not a curated record. Gene Ontology annotation, molecular function: oxidoreductase activity, acting on the CH-OH group of donors, NAD or NADP as acceptor. Bases 1 to 762 code for a protein of 253 amino acids. The transcript is spliced from 3 exons. NCBI's taxonomy places the organism in Eukaryota, Fungi, Ascomycota, Eurotiomycetes, Eurotiales, Aspergillaceae.
AUGGCGCAACUCAAUGAGAUUCGCGGCCGUCUGGCCCUGAUCACAGGCGCAUCUGGAGGAAUUGGAGCAGCCUGUGCUAGCCAGCUGGCGCAACGAGGCGCCCACCUUGCACUGACAUACUCGACCAACCUAAACGCAACAAACGCUCUUGUGGAAGAGCUCAAAUCCACCCCCGGCGGUGACGCACUCCGCAUCUCGAUCCACCAGGUCGACGUCGCCUCCGCAGACCAGAUCCAGAACAUGUUCGCACAGAUCGACAAGGAGCACGGCCAGCGACCGGACAUUCUGGUGUCGAACGCAGGCUACGGCAAGCGCAUCCCGCAGGUAUGGGAUAUCUCGCUGGAGGAAUUUGACUACACCAUCAACGUGAACCUGCGCGCCUCCUUCAUCCUGGUUAAAGGCGUGGUAGACCACAUGAAGGAACAGCGAUGGGGGCGCAUCAUUUUCAUGUCUUCGAUUGCCGGAUACGGCGGGGGAAUCAAUGGCUGCCAUUACGCUGCUUCCAAAGGCGGCAUGACCGGCAUGAUGAGGAACCUCUCGACGCGUCUGGCGGAAUACAACAUCAGCGUCAACGACGUGGCGCCUGCGAUGAUCGGCGACACGGGCAUGAUCCCCAGUGCCCAGGCCAUCCCCGAGGUGGCGGCGGGAAUCCCUCUGCGGCGCCUGGGGGCUCCUGAGGAAGUGGCUAAUGUGGUGACCAUGCUCGCGACGACGGGUUACAUGACGGGUCAAAGCCUGCUGCUGGCAGGCGGGUUGAAGUGA